GAGAAGCGCAGACCUGGCAGCAGCGUCCGUUGGCGCGCGCCGCCCUCCUGCGCCCGUGCCAACCAUGGGGCCAACUCGCAACUCUUAGGGCUCUGCCUCAGGCCAAGGGAGAUCAACGAAGCUGCGAGCAGAAGCCAAGAUGAGUUUCCGCAAGGAGGACGGUGUGAGCAGCUUGUGCCAGAAGGCGCUGCACAUCAUCACCGAGCUGUGCUUCGCGGGUCAGGUGGAGUGGGACAAGUGUUCGGGCAUCUUUCCAGCCGAUAGGAGCGGCCAGGGAGGAGGUGGCACAGAUAUUUCAGUCAGCCUGUUAGCGGUUGUUGUAAGCUUCUGUGGACUGGCCUUGCUGGUUGUCUCCCUUUUCGUCUUCUGGAAGUUGUGCUGGCCAUGCUGGAAGAGCAAGCUUGUGGCCCCCAACCUCAGUGUCCUUCCACAAAGCAUCUCAAGUGCUCCAACUGAAGUUUUUGAGACUGAAGAGAAAAAAGAAGUGGAAGAAAAUGAAAAGCCAGCACCCAAAGCCAUUGAGCCUGCAAUAAAAAUCAGCCACACAUCCCCUGACAUCCCAGCAGAAGUGCAGACAGCUUUAAAGGAGCACUUGAUUAAACAUGCUCGAGUGCAAAGGCAAACAACGGAGCCUACGUCUUCAUCCCGCCACAACUCCUUCAGGAGACACCUACCAAGGCAAAUGAACGUCUCCAGCGUCGACUUUAGCAUGGGCACUGAACCCAUCUUACAAAGAGGAGAAACGAGAACGAGCAUCGGGAGGAUAAAACCAGAACUCUACAAGCAGAAAUCGGUUGACUCCGAGGGCAACAGAAAAGACGACGUCAAGACCUGUGGGAAACUUAACUUUGCGCUCCAGUAUGAUUAUGAAAAUGAACUCCUAGUUGUUAAAAUUAUCAAAGCUUUAGAUCUCCCAGCUAAAGAUUUCACAGGAACUUCUGAUCCUUAUGUGAAGAUCUAUCUUCUUCCAGAUAGGAAGAAGAAAUUUCAGACCCGCGUGCACCGGAAGACUUUAAACCCUCUGUUUGAUGAGCUAUUUCAGUUUCCGGUGGUUUACGAUCAGCUAAGCAACCGCAAACUACACUUUAGUAUAUAUGAUUUUGACAGAUUUUCCAGACACGACAUGAUUGGGGAAGUGAUUCUUGAUAAUUUAUUUGAAGUCUCUGAUCUCUCCAGGGAAGCCACAGUAUGGAAAGAUAUCCACUGUGCUACCACAGAAAGCAUAGACCUGGGGGAAAUCAUGUUCUCCCUUUGCUAUUUGCCAACUGCUGGCCGUAUGACCUUGACAGUGAUCAAGUGCAGAAAUCUGAAGGCAAUGGACAUCACUGGGUCAUCAGAUCCUUAUGUCAAAGUGUCUCUGAUGUGUGAGGGCCGAAGACUUAAAAAACGGAAAACAACUACAAAGAAAAAUACUCUCAAUCCAGUGUACAAUGAAGCCAUUAUCUUCGAUAUCCCUCCAGAGAAUGUGGACCAGGUCAGCCUGUGCAUUGCAGUCAUGGAUUACGACAGGGUGGGGCACAAUGAGGUCAUAGGCGUGUGUCGAACUGGUCUAGACGCUGAGGGUCUUGGGAGAGACCACUGGAAUGAGAUGCUGGCCUAUCACCGAAAGCCAAUCACACACUGGCACCCCUUGCUGGAGUUACCUGGCCGGGCCACCAGCUUUGAUAGUCAAGGGUCCUGUUCUUCUCCCAGGCCACCGUCCACACCAUAAAAGCCUCCAAAUAAGACCAUAUCACAGAAAGAUCUAGAACCAUGUGUUCAUUGAAUCAGAAACCUGCACACAGAAAACACAUGCGCGCACAGAACAUUUGACUUCUUCAUUUAAAAUAUACCCAUGAUAAUUAAUAACUUGAUGCAUAAUUUCUCUUGGCUUAUUUGGCUUAUUUGUCUUCAACUUUGAGCAUAUUAAUACAUUCUACUUGAGUACUAAUGGUCCUUAGUUACAUACAGUGUUUUAUUUUCAUGUCUUCUCUCUACUUGCACAGUGUUUUAAUAUGUUGUAAUUCUUCGCCUAAGCAAAUAAGUUAUUUGAGAAGAGAAUCCACAUGUAUGUAAAAAUUAAAUAUAGUUUAUAACUGUGAUGUGUGAAAUAGUGAAACAUGUCAUUUUCAACUGUGUACACAGUUCUAUCUGAACUUUUAAUGUGCAUACCUAAAUUCAACAGGAUCAACUCCUUCGAAUCCUAACUAAUGUCAUGUGUCUGAUAGUAGUUUUCUUCCAUGAUCAGCAUGUUUGUCGUUGAGGUUGUCUCUCCAGCUUCCGUUCUGGGGACACUUAGCUAAGCUGCAAAAUGAAGAGUCAUUUUCGAAUACAAAUGUACAAAGCGAUGCUGAGUGUCUGGUCAAUGACACUACCAGCUUACGACAUCUUACUGUUGCAUUAUUUCAGACGCCCGUGGUACUGCUGACAGAUAGUUUUAAAACUCCUAGCAAUCUUCUUACGUGGCUACAGUCAUAAGUUUGUCUUUCCAGGUGACCCAGUACAGUGGUGUGCUUGUUCUGUAACUUGGAGCUGUCAUGUGGCUCCUACACUUUUGAUGGAUCACACUUCAUAGAAACCAAAGGUCCAGCAAAGUUUUCUGUGCCCACCGUCCUUAAGAUAGACAGGUGUUGACUCCACCCACUCAGGAGCUGGUCGCUCAUCAAUAGAGCUAGACAGUCUUUCAAGGACGAAAUAUAGAUGCAUGCUAUAAACAGUACAACUUUCACACUUAUUAAAAAUAAAUGCAUUUCAAAGGUCCAGACAGACAGCUCUUUAAUGAAAGGAAGGAUUAAUGAUCAGGCCACUAGAGGUAAGAUAAAUAUAUAUCUAUCUAUAUACAUAUAUAUGCAAAUGCUUUUUCUUUUUACAAGAUAGAACUUUCUUGGAAAUCAGGUCAGCUUUUUGCAGUCUCAUUUUAAGACCCUAUUGGAAGGCGCCUAAAUGGAAUCACAAUAACCUUGCUUUUGAGGUAUGCAUAUUUAAAGCUCAUUCCAUAAUAAGGUUUCUAAAAGGGAAGAAAAUUUAUAUUUGAAUUUUUUAAGCAAGCU
This is a messenger RNA of Mus caroli (Ryukyu mouse), 3029 nucleotides long. RefSeq names its product synaptotagmin 10 (gene Syt10). Gene Ontology annotation, molecular function: calcium-dependent phospholipid binding; clathrin binding; phosphatidylserine binding. Gene Ontology annotation, cellular component: plasma membrane; exocytic vesicle. Gene Ontology annotation, biological process: calcium-ion regulated exocytosis. Lineage: Eukaryota; Metazoa; Chordata; Mammalia; Rodentia; Muridae. The record is from RefSeq and is a predicted model, not a curated record.